AGCAUGUUGCUCCCCUCUUGCUAAGCCACUGUGGAGCCGUGGAAUGAGAUUUAUGCUACUUUAAAGUGGAUCAGUGUUUUGUAAUGAACGUUUUUUUCACCUCCUCCCCCCCUUCGCUAUCUGUGCUGCCUAUUAUUAGCCGCCGAGGCCCGAGUGUAGAGUGCGUGGAGGUGGAUGCAACCACAUGACGGUCACUGCUGCGGCUCUGCAUGGCACCGACAGGCGUGACUGAGGAGCACCGGAAUUAUUAUCCACUUGAAUUAGGCGUCCCCUUUUCCGUCCUAACCCGCCCUCCCCCCCACAAAAUUUUAGAGUCCUCGUCCGCUUUGCCUUGAAGAUGAGGUUAAAUACGCGUUGUAGCCAGCAGGUGCAAAGCCGCAUCCGAUGGAGUCGUGCUUUGUGUCUCGUCCCUCCGCCAACCCCAUGCGCCACUUCCUUGCAUUACGAUAAACACAGCCAAGAGUCAGUGACGGGGUGUUACAUAACGCGUAAUGCAGCACAGCCUCAUGACUAGACAGCCUCGCUGGUGGAGGGACUGUGCGGUCCUUCUGGUCGCAUUUGACAGAUUCUGAUAUGGACUAUGAGAGGCCAAACGUUGAAACCAUCAAGUGCGUGGUGGUGGGAGACAAUGCCGUUGGAAAGACCCGCCUUAUCUGUGCCAGGGCCUGCAACGCCACACUGACACAGUACCAGUUGCUGGCGACACAUGUGCCCACAGUCUGGGCUAUAGACCAGUACAGAGUAUGCCAGGAGGUUUUGGAACGCUCCAGAGACGUGGUGGACGAUGUCAGUGUUUCCCUUCGUCUCUGGGAUACCUUUGGAGACCACCACAAGGACAGACGUUUUGCAUACGGCAGAUCGGAUGUGGUGGUUCUGUGCUUUUCAAUUGCCAACCCAAACUCUCUCUACCAUGUGAAGACUAUGUGGUACCCUGAGAUUAAACACUUCUGCCCCCGUGCGCCUGUCAUCCUGGUGGGAUGUCAGCUGGACCUACGCUACGCAGACCUGGAGGCUGUGAACAGGGCACGGAGGCCUUUAGCCAGACCCAUUAAAUCCAAUGAGAUACUUCCCCCAGAGAGAGGCAGGGAGGUGGCCAAAGAGUUGGGAGUGCCGUAUUACGAAACCAGUGUUGUUGCUCAAUUCGGAGUUAAGGACGUCUUUGACAACGCUAUCCGAGCUGCGCUUAUCUCGCGCCGCCACCUGCAAUUUUGGAAAUCUCACCUCAGAAAUGUACAGCGACCUCUACUUCAGGCACCCUUCCUGCCACCAAAACCCCCGCCGCCCAUAAUCACUGUGCCGCCUCCCUCAACGACGACAGAGGAGCACCCAGUUGGUCUGCUGGAAGACCCCCACUGUGCUGAUGUCAUCCUCGUGCUGCAGGAACGACAAAAGAUCUUUGCACACAAGAUAUACUUAUCAACAGCCUCUUCAAAGUUCUAUGACCUCUUUAUUAUGGACACACAAAAUGAGGAGACUGAAAGACCUCCACGUGGUCCUCUUUCUGGCCGAGAGCUGCUGAUGCGUGCUGCGAGCUUUGAUGUGUGUGAGAGCAGUGACGAAGGAGACAGGGCCAACCUGAGAGCCUGCACCAGUGACGGAACUUUGAAGGACUCACAAGGAGGAAGGCGUGGACGCUUGCUUUCCUCGUGGAGUCGAGCUUUUGUCAGCAUCCAGGAGGAGCUUGUGGAUGAUCCCAUCACUUACUGUCCCAGACCCAUGACUGUAGUGCACAUGGACCAGUCCAUGCAGCUGGGACCUUUCCGAGCAGUUCUUCGCUACCUGUACACAGGACAGCUGGAUGAGAAUGAGAAGGAGCUAAUGCACAUUGCCCACAUUGCUGAGCUGUUGGAGGUCUUUGACCUACGUAUGAUGGUGGCUAACAUACUCAACAAUGAAGCCUUCAUGAACCAAGAAAUCACCAAAGCCUUCCAUGUACGCCGUACAAACAGAGUCAAGGAGUGCUUGGCCAAAGGAACCUUUUCUGAUGUAGUUUUUAAGUUAGAUGAUGGAACGAUCAUGGCCCACAAGCCUCUACUCAUCUCAAGUUGUGACUGGAUGGCAGCUAUGUUUGGUGGACCCUUUGUGGAAAGUUGCACCAAAGAGGUGCUGUUUCCUAACACCACUCGCAGCUGUAUGAGGGCUGUGCUUGAGUAUCUCUAUACGGGGCGCUUCUGUUCUCGAUCUGACCUGGAUGCAAUGGAGCUUAUUGUUCUUGCCAAUCGUCUUUGUCUCCCCCACUUGGUUGCACUUACAGAGCUCUACACAGUAACAGUACUUACAGAAGCUGCCAUGAUGGGGGCUGACAUUGAUGGAGAUGUUCUGGUCUAUUUGGAAAUGGCCCAGUUUCAUGGCGCCCAGCAGCUGACUGGCUGGUGCCUUCACCACAUCUGCACCAACUACAACAGCGUUUGCCGCAAGUUCCCCAGAGACAUGAAGGCCAAAUCAUCAGAGAACCAAGAUUAUUUUGAGAAACACCGAUGGCCACCAGUGUGGUACCUGAAGGAGGACGAUCACUACCAAAGAGCAAGAAAAGAGCGUGACAAGGAGGACUAUCUGUACCAGAGGCGCCAGUGUAAACGCAAGUGGCUCUUUUGGAACCUCCCUUCAUCUCCGAACUCAAACUCGUCGUCUUCUGGUUCAUCUGCUGUCAUCUGAGCAAAGGCCACGGCAUGGCAAAGGAGGAGCUCUGUGGACACAGGAUUCAACUGUCAGUGACAUAAACCCUGCUGGCUAAAAUGGCACAGUGAAACACUUCCUAUUGAUUCUUCACUUUUAUGAUCAUAAUCAUCAUCUAACCUGAACUGUUAACCAAGUGCUGCUUAUCAGCUGCAACAACCAGCAAUUCAACACAGUUGACUUGAGUCUCAGAGAUAUAGCACUUUGCCCUUAAGUCUUUGUACAAUCUACCAUACAACAAAUACAGUCUGACAUCAACAUGAGUCACUUAAUAACCACACCUACUGGAAGUAUGAGCCUAUUGGCAAGGGUUACCUUUGUGUUUAUGCUGAAUGUUUGCAUUCACCUUGCAGAGCUAACAGUGAAACAUUAUUCACUAGAAUGUUGUGAUGUUGUCAUCCGUGGUCACAAAAGGGCUUUAGGAUACAGUAGAUGCCCUGAGACACACAGGGCCCCAAAUGAUUGAAAUUAUUGGUGUUUUCUGUUAAAUGCUAUCAAAAUAAGAGCAGACCAAAUCACUAUUAUCACUCCAGACGGGCAUAAUAAUGAAAGGCUUGUUAUGUCGACCAGAUAGUUGAUUUUUUUUAAUUUUGAAGCAAUUUAUUUCAAAUUGAGUGCACUGCAGGGCUCCAACCAGCAGAGGUGCUGUUUGCUAGUUUCAUUCAUUCAUUUAUUUUCUACCGCUUUUUCCUCACGAUGGUCGCGGGGGUGCUGGAGCCUAUCCCAGCUGUCUUUGGGCGAGAGGCGGGGUACACCCUGGACUGGUCGCCAGCCAAUCACAGGGCACAUAUAGACAAACAACCAUUCACACUCACAUUCAUACCUAUGGACAAUUUGGAGUCGCUAAUUAACCUAGCAUGUUUUUUUGGAAUGUGGGAGGAAACCGGAGUACCCGGAGAAAACCCACGCAUGCACGGGGAGAACAUGCAAACUCCACACAGAGAUGGCCGAGGGUGGAAUUGAACCCUGGUCUCCUAGCUGUGAGGUCUGCGCGCUAACCACUCGACUGCCGUGAAGUUUGCAAUCUGAAAAGAAGAGUUACGGUAAGCUGCAUACUUAUUUAAUUAAAAGAGACUAUUCUUGAAAUAAAGAUUUAUGUGGAAAAAAACACUUUCCAUUAAAGUCAGAGGUGUCCAAUCUUUUUCGAGUGCCACAUACCCCAAAAUUUUGAUAUUUUUUAUUUUGUAAACCAAUCCAACAGAAAUAUGCUAAGAAUUUAUAUGGAAAAAAACAAGCUGCAUCUCAGCUUGGUGUUAGAGCUUUAUAACUGACAGUAACGGCCGCACAGUGGACGAGUGGUUAGCAUAUAGCCACACACUCCUCAUGCAUGCAUGGGUUUUCUCCGGUUCCGGAUAAUGUGGAACUGUGGACACCUGGAUUUUUUCUUUCGUUUUUUUCCUGAUUACGGAGUCACAACAGUAGAUCUUUUUGAUCCGCAUACUAACUUUUGGCUUGAGCCCUUUAUAUUCCGGAUGCCCGGAAUACCGAUGAUGUUUACUAGUGGAGAUUCUAACUCCAAAGUCCAGAACGCUAACCACUACACACCAUUUAGGACUAAGUCAAAAAAUCGAAUAUAUUGAUUGUUAAAUUUACCCAUGAUCAAUCAAGGAAAUAUCAAAUGCCCAUCCCGAUUUGUUAGUAGUGAUUUUUGCCUUUGAGAGUAUGUUGAGGAUGUCCUUUGUAGCUGGCUUAAUUUUAUUCACACUCAUUUUGAGUCUUGAGAAACAUUAAAUACGGUAUAGUGUCAUCAAAAGCUGCUGCAAAUAUAAACAGAAUUCAGGAAGAUACAGUGUUGUGAACAUAUUUGCCCCCUUCCUGAUUUCUUAUUUUUUUGCAUGUUUGUCACACUACAUGUUUCAUAUGAGCAAACCAGUUAAAAUAUCAGUCAAUUACAAGUCAAUUUAACUCAAAUUUGAAACAAACCUACAUGGCCCUGAGUGAAAAAGUGAUUGCCCCCUUGUUGGGCCACCCUUCGCAGCAACAACUACAAUCAAGCGUUUCCAAUAACAGCGCUGUGGAGGAAUUUUGGCCCACUUAUAUUUGCGCAAUUAUGGCAGUUCAGCCACAUUGGGAGGUUUUCCAGUUUAAACUGCCUUUUAAAGGAGACAUUUUAUGCUUUUCCACUUUUCUGACCUAUAAAUGUUGUCAGAAUGUUGUAUUAUCGUGUUGAACGAUGCCAAAGUUUAAGAUAAUGAAGUCUGAGCAUUUGGAAGUGAUCCCUGAAACAAGUUUGGGGCCUUAACUGAGGCGAGUGAGGCCUGCACUUCUUUGGAUGUUGUUGUGUGGUCUUUUGUUUGUUUGGGGUAAUUUCGGUUGGCCAGCCACUCCUGGGGAAUGUUCACCACUGUUCCGUGUUUUCGCCGUUAGUGGAUAAUGACUCUCACUAUGGUACGCUGGAGUCCCAAACCUUUAGAAAUGGUUUUAUAACCUUUUCGAGCCUGAUCGGUCUCACUGAUCAAUCUCAGUUAUGUUUUAAUGGGAGGGCAAUCACUUUUUCAAGUCAAGUCACUUUUUCACACAGGGCAAUUUAGUUUUGUAUUUGUUUUGUCCCUUAAUCAUAAAGAGUUUCAUUUAAAGACUGCAUUUUGUAUUCAGUUGUGUUGUCAUUGACCAGUAUAUACAUUUGUUUGAUGAUCUAAAUCAUUUAAGUGUGACAAACAUGCAAAAAAAUAAGAUAUCAGGAAGGGCGCAAACACACCACUGUAUAUAAAAAAGGUUACAAAUUUCUCACAUUUUGCACUUUAUGUUGACUGCAUGUAUGUAUGUUGAAAAUGGGGGGGGGGGUGCAGCAUUGAUAUUGUUUUCAAACAUGAUGUUAUAACGAAUAAUGCAACACUGUAAAUUGUACAGAAUGUCAGAUGAACUGCACUGUUAUUGCGUGCAGUUGUCUUAUAUUGUGCGCUGCAGGCAGUGAGCAGAACAGCACACUGUGACAUGUUGGAAUAUACACCUGACUGCUCAGACUGUAGGUUUAUGUGCAGGUAAUGUGUGGAAAAUAACCCAAUGAUUCAUUUUUAUUGAUCUACAGUUACUCUACUAUUACUAGUAUAUACUAACGGUAUUGUUGUUUCAAUUAGAAUCACAUUGCAAUACAUUUAUAAAAAGAUUACAUGAUAGACAUGUAGGAAACAUCCAUAAAACACAUUUUUAUGACUAAUGUAUGAGUCCCAACAAGUACAAUUUUAUUAAUAUUUUGAGUCUUAAAGUGCAUAAAAUGGUGAUUGGUUGAAAUUAGUCUUAAAAACAGAAGUGCUUCCUGUAUUAAGUUGGGAACUAAUGGAUGAACGCUAUUCACCAUCUUUUAAAGUAUAAAGCAUUGAUAAGUGGUGGUGCUUCAAGCAGUAAGCUCUAAAUGGAUACAAAUUCCAGAACCUCAUUCCACUUGACAUAUUGUUGCUCUACAAACAAAUCAAAAUUAUACUAAACUACAAAAAUAGUUUUUGUUUUACAAAAGAAAUUCACAAAAUUUUGAGCUCCAUGAAGCAUGGAAAGUGCAGUUGCGACUCUACAUUACUAAAUCAGCAGAAGGAUAUGUUUUGUUUUCCUGUGGUGUGAUUCAUAAACAUGCACUUCAUACCUCAGUGCAUUGCUUUUAGAGAAUCUUCUGCUGAUGUUUUUGCAUCAAUGACACCCCGCGCCUUAAUGUACAGUAUUGUCUAUGGUAUUGAAUGUAAUGUAGUGUCAACGUGGGUAUCAGUGUUUAUAUUUCAUCAUGUGGAUGUAAAGGAAUUGGUGCACCGACUGAGUGCUUUAGUUUAAACAUAAUGGUUUCUGUAUUUUUUUAAAGCUGAAAACACAGCAAAUGUAUCACGUUAAAUAUGAUCAUCCAUGUGCAGUAUUAGCCAUUUAAUGAAUGCAGGGAUAUCCAAUUUGUUUAUUCCUUUUAAGGCUAAAUUAUUCAAAAUUAUGUCGCCAUGGGAAAUAUGACUGGUCAGAGUCAAAACUGUAAAUAACAGCAAGUAAAAUGAGCUACCGCAUAGUUUAACAAACUGUUUUUUCUACUAUGCAUUGUGAAAUUUCUGACUUUGAAACUACAAAUUUGCACUGCUUUGAAGCACCAGGUUCUAUUCAAAUUACAUGAAAUGGUAUAUUAACAUCAUUAGAUAUUACAAAGGUGUAUUAGGGCUACACUGAAGAAAAACAACAAAAAAGACAAAAAUAAUGUUAUAAUUUUAGUUAUUUGUCGGCUUUAUUGUCAUCAAAUUAUGAUGUUUCUCUCUUAAUAAUUCAGCUUUUCUUAGUUUUAAGAUUAGGACCUUUUGUCGAGACAUUUUUUCUUUAAAAAAAUACUCAUAAGAUGAUGCAUUGCAUUUUCUGGGGAAGAAAGUAACUUUUUUUCGUCAUAACAAUUUUUAUUUUUCCGAAAAGUAUAACGUUAUUGUUGUAAAAUUAGAAGUAUUUUUAAAAAAUACAACAUAUUUAUUUUGGUUUAAAACGUGUAUUUCUCCAAAAAAGUAUGACUUCAUCGUUGUAAGAUUAAUAUUUGUUCUUGUGAUAUUGCAUUUUUUUGUAAAAAUGUAUGACUUAUUUCUAAAAAUAUGCCUUCUUUGUUUUCAGUGUGACCCUAAUACUCCUUUAAGAUUUGUAGAUAAUAUCAGGUAAAGAAAAUAAAGCUAAGCAAAUACAUUACAAUGAAGAUCCUACUAGGGCCCUGUUCAUGUAUUUGGGUGCUAAUAUUGUUACUGCUGCAGACAAGCACAAACCAAAGGGAGCUUCAGCAGCACCAGGAAUAUAAAUAUGUAUAUGCUGCACAAUCACUAUUGCAUAGAUUUAAGAGGCCUUGUUCAAAAAUUCAGAAAAUUCAACUUUAAAAAAAAAUGAAAUAAAAGAACUUGAAUGUUUUUUCAGUGUUCAAAACCUAGGUGACAUUUUCCUGAGUCAUCAGGUGGUUUUGUUUCUCAAAAGCUAUUUGUAUUGUUUCAUGGAAUUCUGUAGCAUGUGUUCUUGAAAAUAUGUAAAUACUUUACUAAAUAAUAAAAAGACU
Messenger RNA from Doryrhamphus excisus (bluestripe pipefish), 7660 nucleotides. The record is from RefSeq and is a predicted model, not a curated record. NCBI's taxonomy places the organism in Eukaryota, Metazoa, Chordata, Actinopteri, Syngnathiformes, Syngnathidae.